AUGGCCUCGAACUUGCAACCUGAGCCUGAUGAGCAGAUCGAGCUUCUACGACAUGAUGAUGAUCCAAUCUCCAGCAUCAUGAGUUCCACAAGCCUGAUCAUCUCUCCCUUCCAGCAGCUCGACAAACAACAGACCGCCAUCGCCAGCCUGCUGAACACAGUAGGCAAGGUUUAUUCCAAGCUUGACGAGGCUGAAAAGCUCUCAAUCGAAAACACGCGUUCUUCGCUGUUGUUGGCCUUAUCCGGAAUCACGCAGGCCGACGGCCAGCAGGACCAAGCACUCCGUCAAAAUGCAAUCACCCUCCUCUUGCAGGCAGUAAGCAAAGUUGUCGCGUCUGCCCAGAACAUCAAAAAAGCCUCUCAAGCUCGCAGUCAAGACCGUGAGUGCUACUUCAAUCGACUCCCCAACGAGCUCAAGGACAAGAUCUGGAAGUUAUGCCUUCCGCCUGGUAGAGUCUACGAGCCAAUCACCUACAACAAUCACCGGAGAUACGACCCAAGAAACAUUCUAUUCUAUCAGCACUGGGCACCUCCGAAGUUCAGAGAAAUCAACAGGGAGGCGCGCGAGUACUGCAUGAAGGCUGGCCAAUUCCGCUUCGGCCACUUUGAGGACUACUUGGGCCACGGAAGCAUGAGAUCGAUCUGGUACAACAACGAGCUGGAUGCCAUCUACCUCUCCGGUCCUCAACAGUAUUGGUUCGUCAACCGCCUCCAGGUGAAAAACCUCAUUAUCGGAGACGCUCUCGUCCUCGACUCGGACGAUCUCAGAGCAGUGCUAACAGGCGAUUGUCACGGCUGCGACAACCUCACGAUCGCGUAUCAGCCCCGGGGAGCUCCCAUCAAUGAGAACAGGGGACCGGAUCGCGAGGAAUUGUACGCUACUGAGCCAGUCUUCUACGCCGUGAAGGACAAUGAGCGCGUCUGCACUGAGAUAGUGGAUGCGGAGAAUUGGGACGAAGGCCUGCUGAAGACCUGGGCCGAACACAGAGAUGAGCUAAAGGAGAUCUUCUACGAGAAUGGACCCAAGACGAGAGAUGUCACUUUCCGUGCUGUGGAGGUUUUCCGGAAGCCUCGCAUCGAGAAGGAAGGUUAUCAUCUCAGACGAUUCUGCAGAGGAAGAGCAUAA
Molecule: messenger RNA, 1125 nt
Organism: Colletotrichum scovillei
Lineage: Eukaryota; Fungi; Ascomycota; Sordariomycetes; Glomerellales; Glomerellaceae
Exons: 2
Coding region: 1-1125 (374 amino acids)
Source: RefSeq, a predicted model, not a curated record